Sitophilus oryzae (rice weevil) is the source of this 3361-nucleotide messenger RNA. Its product is annotated as NHL repeat-containing protein 2. Lineage: Eukaryota; Metazoa; Arthropoda; Insecta; Coleoptera; Curculionidae. Gene Ontology annotation, molecular function: protein binding. The record is from RefSeq and is a predicted model, not a curated record. The transcript is spliced from 7 exons. Bases 79 to 2310 code for a protein of 743 amino acids.
UUUUUAUUUAUAAAUAAAUAGACUCCAGCAAGGAUGAUUCGAUGAUUCAGUAGUGUAGUAGAUUCCUCAAGAAUUCUAAUGAAUUAUAUCCGUAGAUCGCUGGUGAAUUUAUUUCGUAGAAUAGGACAAUCCAGAAAUUUUAUUAUGGAAUCAGAAGACAACUACUUAUAUUAUUCUCACGAAAAACUGUUGGGCUUGAUUGAAAAAUUAGGUGACAAGAAUGCAGGUAUUAAGGAAUACUUGAGUACAGUAAAAUAUGCACCUAUACCCGAUUUUAAAGAAGGACUGGAGUGGUUCAAUGUUUCAGAACCUUUGUCUUUUAAAAACCACUUAAAAGGCAAAUUGGUAGUUCUGGACUUUUUCACGUAUUGUUGCAUUAACUGUAUGCACAUUAUACCAGAUUUAAGAGCAAUAGAAAACACAUUCUCUGUCGAAGAUGGUUUAGUUGUAAUUGGGGUACACAGUGCAAAAUUCGAAAACGAAAAACUUUCAAAGAAUAUUCUAUCAGCUGUGCAAAGGUAUAAUAUCGGUCAUCCAGUGGUUAACGAUGAGAAUUCAGAAAUGUGGCAAAAUUGUGACGUACACUGUUGGCCGACAUUGUUAAUGUUAGGACCCAAUGGUGCCCCUAUUGUUAUGCUUACAGGAGAAGGACAUAAAGAAGAUCUUCUUGAUAUUAUUAAAGUGGCCUUAGAUUUUUAUGAAGAAAAAAAAGUUAUUUCCCAUCAUAAAUUACCCUUAAAAUCCGCCUUUCACUUACUGCCAGACUUAAAAGGACCCCUACUAUUCCCAGGCAAAAUUACUCUGUUUAGUGAGGAGAAUACUCAAACUAUUUUGGCUAUAUCUGAUACCGGCAAUAAUCGUAUAUUGAUUGUUAAUGAUAAAGGAAUCAUAUUAAGGGUGAUUGGCGGGAAAAAAUUAGGAUUUAAAGAUGGAAGUUUAGAGAAUGCUGAAUUCAAUAAUCCGCAAGGGUUAGUUUUCUUGAAUAAAAAUGUUUUGUUUGUUGCCGAUACGGAAAAUCAUGCCAUAAGAAAGAUAGACUUAGAAAAAGGAAAAGUUGAAACAGUAGCAGGUACCGGCAAACAAGGACAUGAUCGUUUAGGAGGAAAACCAGGUCCCCAGCAAGCCAUAUCGAGUCCUUGGGAUGUUGUGGUUUACAGAACAUCUGACAUGGACUUAACUUUCCAUCUCGAUGGAAAACCUCCGGUUAGGGAGGUUUUAUUAAUAGCCAUGGCGGGGACCCAUCAGAUAUGGGCCCUGUUCCUAGACGACACUGUUUGGUGGAAAUGUAAAAAGUAUAGCAAAGGAACCUGUGUAAAUAUAGCCGGUUCAGGCAGGGAAGAAAAUCGAAAUAACAAUUACGCUCAUGCAGCCGCUUUUGCACAACCCUCAGGGUUGGCUCUGUGCGAAAACAACAAGGAAAUCUAUAUUGCCGACAGCGAGAGCUCUAGCAUCAGAAGAUUGGCAUUGAUCGACGGGAAAGUCACCCCAGUAGUCGGAGGAGAUAGAAAUCCAAACAACCUUUUUGCUUUUGGUGACAAGGAUGGGUCACUUUAUGACGCAAAACUUCAACACGCUCUAGGCUUAGCCAUCAGCCCCGAUGAAAAAACACUUUUUGUAGCCGAUACAUACAAUCACAAACUAAAGAAAAUAGAUAUCACUGAAAAUAAAAUUUCUACCUUAAAUCUUAGUAGCAAUUUUGAAAAUUCCAAUGACACUGCCACGGCGACAUUCAAAGAACCGGCAGGGUUGUGUUUAAGUCCUGACGGUAAAAAAAUAUACUUAGCCGACACCAACAACCACCAAAUCAAAAUUAUUUCUCUGGGAAGAAGUACUUCAAUAACAAAAGUCGAAGUUUUCGAUUUAACACCCAACUCUGUUGAAAAGAAAUCUUCUAAAGAAGCCCUUAUUAAAGGCAAAAGUAUAGUAACCUUGAAGAAACCCAUGAGAAUUAACAGUAAAGGUGGCAAAAUUGUCGUAAAAAUCAACCUAAAGUUCAGGGAUGGGUUGAAAUUAACUCCGGAUGCGCCUCAUAGAUGGAUAGUGUCUUUACCCAACCCUACGUAUUCUUCGGUACCCAAGAAUGGAACGAACGUCAAAGGCAUAGACUUGGUACUAAGUUUACCACCGAAAAAAGAUAAUUUAGAUGAAUUUAUUGAUGUUAUUUUUGAUCUGGUGACUUGUACAGAUGAAACAUGUCUACCCAAAAGUUUUGUGCUGAGAAUUCCUUUAGGUUUCCAAGAAAACGGCGCUCUACAUCUCGAGAAAGAGCUCAAUGUGAUUUUAGACGUAAAUAAUGUUAGCGUAGAAUAAGUUUUUGGCUGGUCUUUUAUACGGGGGGUGCCAAAAAUUUCGAAAUUUUAGGCACGCCCUGUACAUGUAUAAAUUUUUGAUACUGAUAUUUAUCUGAAUGUUUUCGAACGGGAAAUCAAAUUUUCUAUAAGGUAUUUCGGGCAAAUCAUAUCAGAAAAAUCGAAUUAAUAAUUUAUAAGGGUAUAUUUUUUCAAGUUAUUCGGUAGAUAUUUAAAAGUAUCGCAGGUUUUAUUUUUUAAAAAAUUGUAUAUUUGAAGAGAUUUUUCUUAAUUUUAUUGCAUUUACUCUUUAAUACUGUACGUUUAAAAAUAAAAAUCGGUGUCAAGGUAGGCGUUGAAAUGUAUAUAGAUGAUAAUUUUGUGCGGGUCGAACUCUAUUAUGAUUUGUCAAAAAAUUGUCAUAACUUUAAACUUGCAAAGUAAAAAAAUUAUACUUGUUAAUAGAUUUUGUCUAGAGGCCGACCGGAACCGAAAAAAUUAUCGUUGAUCGUAAUUUCGAAGGCUACUAUGACGCCGUUUUUUUUUCGAUUAUAUAUGCUAUAAAUAUGUUCAAUAUGUUUAUGUUAAUAAUGCAGGCUUUAAUUUUGAAAAUUUUAAUACUUGGUAAAGAGAAUUUUAUUAAUUUUAUUCUUAUUGCAUUCUUUACAGUUUAAUAAUGUUCGAGAAUAAAAAUCGGAGUCAAGGUAGGCUUAGAAAUAUCUGUCGAUGAUAAUUUUGAAAGGAUCAGGAAGAAAAUUACCGUUGAUCGUCAUUUCAAAGGUUAUUAUGACAAAGUUUUUUUUUUCUUCAGUCAUAUGGUAUAUGUUUAUGUUAGUAAUACCGGUUGUAAUUUUGACAAUUUUUGUAUUUGGCAAGAAAAUAUUAUUAAUUUUAUUGCAUACUUUACUCCGAGAAUAAAAAUAGGCAUCAAAGUAGGCGUGAAAAUGUCUGUCGAUGAUAAUUUUGUACGGGUCGAGCGCUAUAAUAUCAUUUUUUAUUAAAAAUUGGCAAAAAAUCAAACUUGUAGUAAAAAUUAUACUGUACAAUAAAAAAAGGCAUCAGAGUUGGCUUGG